This is a messenger RNA of Raphanus sativus (radish), 600 nucleotides long. RefSeq lists its product as uncharacterized. The record is from RefSeq and is a predicted model, not a curated record. The transcript has 2 exons. The coding region runs from base 40 to 264 and encodes 74 amino acids. Lineage: Eukaryota; Viridiplantae; Streptophyta; Magnoliopsida; Brassicales; Brassicaceae.
CUGAGAUCUACCAAAAAAAAAAAAGAAAAAAGAAGAAAAAUGUUGGAGCUGUUUUUCACGAUAGCGUUCUCGGCGGCGCCGUUAACGCUGUACAUACCUCCGAUAAGAUGUUUGACGAUGUUCGUGGAGACGAUGGAGGAGAUGGGGACGGAAGGUAGGGUUUAUAGCAGGAGAGUCUUCCCUCGCGCCAGAACUGCCUGGACUCGCCUUCUCGAUUGCUUCUUUUCCUCUUCUCCUCCUCCUCCUCCUCCUCGCCGUCCUUAAAAUUUAAUUUACUCAACUACUGUAUUUGAAUAGAUGGACAUUUCUCUAGUCUUUUGAUCUCAGAACUUAAAGGAUCUAUCUCGUGUAUGUUGGCUGUUUCUAGUAGGAGAAAGAGCUGGAAGAAGAAUAUGAGAUUUACAUACCGUAGAGUUUGGUCCUCUUAAGGGCUUCAAAGAAGCUGUCCGGUAGAAGCAUUAGUGGGUUUUGUUCUUAUUUGCUGCAACACCACUGCCUCAUGUCCUUUUUGUUCUUUACAUUCUCCAGUUCUAAAAGAGUUGUAGGAAUGUUCUCCGCAUCAUCCACUCUCCUGAAAAAUAAAAUCCGAAUAUCACAGUA